GUGCGGCCGCUAGUCACUGAGUAGCCGGCGCGCGCGCAUCUCGCCACAACGCGAUCCAAAAAUAUCGACCCGGGCGUCUGACAUGGGCUGACAUCUGUGCCGACCCCCGUGCCGUGCUGUGCCGUGCUGUGCCGCCAUGUCGCCCACUGCCAUCGGCGCUGACCUGCCACAGUGGUGCGGCAAGACUGAAGGAUGUCCACAAGCGCUUCUAGGAUGGUUGUACCUAACCCACGACCAAAACGAUCAGUGGAUGCCUGGUUCAGUGUGGGGUCCCCUGCCGACCGCAGCUCCGGGCUCUACGCAGCCAGCCUCAGACGACACCAGUUCCCUGGCUGAGCAGCUCAACGCGCUGUCGCUGCGCAGGCCGCCGCGCCCGCCUCCGCCCGCGUACAUGUGCCAUCUAUGCUUCAAGAAGGGACAUUAUAUUGGAGAUUGUCCUCAGGCCCGUCCGAAGGGCGAAGGGCUGACCCCCUACCAAGGCAAGAAGCGUUGCUUCGGCGAGUACAAAUGCCCGAAAUGCAAACGCAAAUGGAUGAGCGGAAACUCGUGGGCCAACAACGGCCAGGAGUGCAUAAAGUGCCGCAUUAAUGUGUUUCCACAUAAACAGCGGCCUCUGGAGAAGCCGGACGGCCUGGACGUGAGUGACCAGUCCAAGAUCCAUCCUCAGCAUCUGUGCCAGAAGUGUCGCUCACUCGGCUACUAUUGUCGACGCGAGUAUUAAUACAUAAGGUAUGAAAUGUAAGGUCUAUAAGGGCAGAAGGAAAUCAGUGCGAAACUUGGGGGCAAAAUAAAAAGCCCCUAAGUAAACUGUCGUAUCUGAAUAAAAUGUUACGUUAUCUAGGUACUGUCUACUACCAAACCCAUUAAAAACUUAGUAAAUGAUUUUUAAUUAAGUUUGUUUUCGUUUAUUAACUUUUGAAUUAGCGUUUGGUAGUAAACAAUACCUUGAUAACGAAACGCUAGAAAGUGUAUAUUUCUGUUUUUGCAGAUACGAUAGUUUACUUAGGAGCCGUCAUUAAUCAUUGUGACUUCAAAAAAAUCUUUAAAUUGGCAGUAUAAUGUGAAGAAUCAUUAUUAGUGUUUAAGUGACUUUUAUGAAGUCUUUAUGUCACAUUUUGAAAGCCGGGGAGACAAAUCACUUAUAAAGUUAUUAAAUAGUUUACCGGUAAGGACUUUCGCCCCCCGGAAAAAUAUCUAGGUUCAUCCCAGUAUUCAAAAAAUUGAUAUAGUUGAUUAUAGUAUUCGAAUUUAGAACAGUCAUUUCGCUUUCAUAACUUAUUUCUUACAUCAUGUAAAGGAAACAUGUUGUUACACUACUAAGUUGGACAAAAUGUAUCCCUCAGAAUUUUAUAAAUAAAAUUGUCAUAAAAGGAUGCAUUGAUUAUUUGACAAUGGAUUCGAUAAUCGAAAAAGUUAUUAUAUAGAUAUUGUUUUCAUAUGCACCAUGCUUUCCAUGGCACACAUAAUGCCAAUGAGAAAUUUACUGAUAUGGUAUUAACAAUUGAAAUAAGUACUAGUACAAGCGUUUUCUAUUUCUCUAAGUAGUAAGGGAAUAGAGAUCGAAUAUGCGAAUACUUACUAUUAUUUCAUGUAGAUAUAAUAAUCAUCCAAAAGAUUUUUAUUUUUAGUUUUAUACCAUAUCUUGAGCUAUGGGUAGCACAUUUAUUGCCCGAGAGAAUGGGAUUUAAUCGUGUAAUUAUAUAUAAUUUAUUUGUUACUGAUAUGUUUACAUUAUGUAUAAUGAAUAUUAAUUGAUUUCUACUUAAUAUAUAUUUACAUUUAAGGAUUUUUCACAGAACUAAAUGUAUAUUUCGGUAGUGUAUUUUUAAAAGAAUAUUUGUGUAUUUUUAGUAAAGGCCUCGUUAUGAAAGGCCUUUAAUUUGUUUAUUAUCAACUCCAAAUGGCAUUGCAGUUACUUAUUAUUGUAUAUGUAUAUUUAGAUGGUUAAAUAUAUUUUGUUAUAGAUGUAUGCAGCCGCGUUUACCCUACUAACGUUUCAAAUGUCUGUGUUAGAAUGUUAUUUUGAUCUCUAAAACGUUUUAGCUAAAGACUUUCCCGCCGUUACACCCACCACUACAACUACUGUAAGCCAGGAUCAGCAGUGGCACGCAUUUUAUGACACCGAGCAGUGAAGCUCGGCGAGUCUCAGGGAAUACUAAUUUUUAUUUAUACCGGAACGAAAUUAAUCAAAUAGAAAGAUAGGGAGGAGUUGGAAAUAUUAAUUAAUAGCGUUUGGGCUAAACGGGUUUAAUAAAUUAAUGGUCUAAUUAUGCAGUUUAUAUUUUACACAGGGUCAUUUUUACUUUGUUUUAAAUGAAACCACAUAUUCACCUUUACGUCUGAUAACAUUGUACCGAAAAUCAUGUAUGUAUUACGAAUAUUUUUUCCAAUAUUCCCGGUUUUAGAUUUGAAUUUUUUUUUAUCAUUUUGUAGCUUCGUGCCAAAAAGGUGUGUACAAGUGUAUUUCUAACUGAUAGUAUGAUGUCUCCGCUCGAACUAAUUCUCUUGUAGUAGUAGUGUCCGUAAGACAUGCAAAAUUAAAAUGAGUUUAUUAAUAUUUAUUUUGUUCAAAACUUAUAUUUUUUUAUUUUAAAUCUAUGGUUCGAAUAACUUAGGUAAAGUGUUAUUUCCAAGAAGACAAUGAUAUGGAUUAAUUUAUUAACGCUGUCUAAAUGACCCUGUAUAGUGCUAGAAGUAUAAAAUCAGAUCAAUAGCAUCUGGGCCCUCAUGAUAUUUUCCUAAUUACGUAUCAUGGGUAUCACCAACUAUAAAAUAUUAUUAUUUUGGAAAUGAUUUUUUUUAAAGAAAAACAUAUAUUACGUAUAAAUAACAUUCUAAUACAGUUUCAUAGCAAAUAUUAACUAUACGAGUGACUUAACACUAUGUAUAUAAGAUGUCAAUAUAAUAUUAACAAAACCUUAUUAAACUUUUAAUACUAUUAAAUUCAAUAAUAGUUCUUCAAAGAAGACUAUUUCUCUAUCAAAUAAUACGCACAUACACACGUGACGGUAACGUACAGUGACCGGGUCGUAACCGGACCGUAUCCGGACCGUCACCGGGCCGUGCUUCUUACGUCAUUAACUUAGUACUCUGUCCCGCCUAAGAUUUGACGAUGUUUUACCUAUUUCGGCUAACAAAACUUGUUAUAGUUUUAAGAUUCAUUGUUUCACGGAACAAACGGUAUGAAAGAAAUACUUUGUAGUUUAUGAGGAGCAUAAAGAACAAUACGCGUAAGCGCUAGAUUUUUUUUAAUCAGCUAGCCGCCUAUGGUCCAUCCUUUCUACUCUAUGGGACUCUUAAAUCUAUUUGUCUUCAUUAAAUGGUAGUACUGUAGAUAGUACUUAGGGUCAGUGAUUGUAAUCCAAAGAUCUUUGUCAUAUUAUAUUCAUAAAAAUUAUAUUAUUGAUAAAUGCUGGACAUUAUCAAAACCCACCUAAACAUUUUACUUAUCAUCUCUGAGACUCCUAGACCAUUGACUUCUUGUGCAUGUUUUUAGAAAAAAAAUGAUUAUUUCUUCUAAUUAUGUCUAGCAAUCAAUAAAGUGAAACCAUGUUAUGAUUGUUUCAUUACCUUUAUAACAAUCAUUUGUACUUUAUUCUUAUCUUAGAGAUAUAAAACAUUAACCCAAAGAGCCAGUGAAUUCUAAACGUGCCAAAUAUUUUAGAUUUUAAGUUAACUCUAAGGUGCCAUCUAUGUGCCAAUGUUUUGAAAUAAUUUUAGAUAAGGUUUUAUUUGAUUUUGAGCUAUAUUACUUUAUGGAUUAAAAAAGAAAUAUAUAUUUUAGUAAUGUAAUAAAAAAUUAUGUAUUUUGAAAUAAGAACGAGAUAAAAUUUUAUUUGAAAAAAGAACAUCAUUAAACUAACCUCUUUUGUGACAUUAUAAAGUCUUGUCAUAGAUAAUAAUGACAGCUUUAUUAAUUUGAGGGUAUUAACAAACCGAAAGAGAUUUGUGCCUUAAUUAUCAAAUAAAUUUAAGUGUAUAUCGCUGAAUCAACGGUGCUUAUUAAUUAGUAUUUCUUGUAUGUUGUGAAUGGCUAUAAAGAUAAUUUUCCUAAUGCAAAUAUUGUAUUAAAAAGUUAUUUUUUAUAAUAAACAACACAACAAUAAUUUUCCCAAAAAGAAAGUACCCACGAUAAAUGAAUAAUGUAUUUAACGGGGAAAAAGGAAAGAAAUUAAGAAGUAUUCCCAUCUUCGCCCUGGAGCUAUGCGUCCCCAACUUACUUUGUUACACAAAAAUGAAUCGUAUCAUUAUUAGUAAUUCGAUUUUAAAUUCAAUAAGUGACUGAAGUGUGAUAGGUCAACGAACCUCUAAAAUCUACGAUUUAAUAUAUUAUGUAGUACUUACCGCCAUUUUCAAUAAAUGAUCCCAAUCUCUUUUUUCGAUCUAUCUCGAAAUAUGAACCAAUCAGAACAAAGUUUUUUGACAUAUUUACAAAUGAGUUAUUUUGAUUGGUUCAUUCUCAAAAUUGGAUUGAAGAUUGAGAUUGGGAUCGUUUAUUUAAAAACCGCUGUUAGACGAGCAUCAUUUAACAGCAUAAUCUUAAUUGUUAAUUCAAUUUUAAUUUUCGCCAAGAACGUGUAGAAAAAAAAUAUUUCUGCAUUGAUAAGAGUCAAAUUACCGUAUCUGGUAGUAAUUUCGAUAAUAAUGAAUUUAAUUCCUUUUAACUUGUUAUUCGCCCCGUUUACCAAUAUUAUUACAAUAAAAUAUUCAACAUAAUUAACGUUAGAAUUUGCAGAAAAUACUUGUUUUAUAUUACCUUAUUUGGACAGCAUAAAUACUAAACAUAUGAGAAACUUUAGUAUUUAAAUGUAGCUACUUAUACUUGAGGAGGCAAUUCACAUUUAAGUCUUAAAUAUGCACGUCGUAAUUUCGCGUUAAAUAUAAAAUUAUGCAGACAGUUUUUUAAUGUAAAACAGAUGUUGGGAGCAUCUGUAUUGUAUUACCUCAGAACAAUAAAUAAAGCUAUUGUUUUGUAUUCCACAAUGCGCUGUUUUUUUUUGUGUGUAUUUUUUUGCUUCUGGCAAGAAAAUAAAAUGAGAUUUUAUAAAAAAAAAAUCUGGCAAAUACUGAAUGUCUUCCUGUUAAAACUAUUGCAUGUCGUAGAACUUAAACUAAACAAAGUAUUUUAAUGUGCAUUAAAGUUUAAGUACAAUAUGCCAAUGAUUUUGUAAUGCUAGGGUAAGGUCACGUAUUACUUAAAUAUUAUUGAUGAACAUAAUCUUGUAAUCUGUUACUUAAUUACGUUUAUUGUAAUCAAAGAUUUUUAAUUUUUAAAUAAAUUUCUUUAAAAAUA
Messenger RNA from Manduca sexta (tobacco hornworm), 5293 nucleotides. Its product is annotated as zinc finger CCHC domain-containing protein 24. The transcript has 4 exons. The record is from RefSeq and is a predicted model, not a curated record. Bases 137 to 721 code for a protein of 194 amino acids. Lineage: Eukaryota; Metazoa; Arthropoda; Insecta; Lepidoptera; Sphingidae. Gene Ontology annotation, molecular function: nucleic acid binding; zinc ion binding.